Molecule: messenger RNA, 1215 nt
Organism: Hevea brasiliensis (rubber tree)
Lineage: Eukaryota; Viridiplantae; Streptophyta; Magnoliopsida; Malpighiales; Euphorbiaceae
Product: V-type proton ATPase subunit G-like
Exons: 5
Coding region: 148-480 (110 amino acids)
Biological process (GO): proton transmembrane transport
Cellular component (GO): vacuolar proton-transporting V-type ATPase complex
Molecular function (GO): proton-transporting ATPase activity, rotational mechanism
Source: RefSeq, a predicted model, not a curated record
CUUGGACUAUGGAGAAAUUCUCUCUCUCUGCAAUUCUUGUUUCCAACAAAUUGAGUGCCACCAUUAAUUUUUAUCCUUCAGGGGAAAACUUUCCUGGAAAACAAUUCUUUCUUUAUUUUCUUUUGUUCAGUUGAGGUUAUAUUUAUCAUGAAUUCCACGAGGGGUCAAGUAGGCAUUCAGAUGCUGCUAACUGCAGAACAGGAAGCUCAACAGAUAGUUUCUGCUGCAAGAAACUUGAAGCUGACAAGAUUAAAGCAAGCCAAAGACGAAGCUGAGAAAGAUGUUGCAGACUAUCGAUCCAAAUUAGAGUCUGAAUAUCAAAAGAAACUGUCUGAGACAAGUGGGAAUUCAGGGUCAACUGUGAAAAGGCUUGAAGAGGAAACUGAAAUAAAGAUUCAGAAACUGAAGGAAUCAGCCUCAAAAGUCCAGCCAGAUAUAGUUGGAAUGAUCAUGAAGCAUAUUACUGCUGUUAAGAACUGAAGCUUCAAGGAAAGAGCACAGAUUAAAGAGAGACUGAACUGCAGGCUGAAGAGAAGUUGGCCAUGUCUGGGCUAAUGAAUCUAAUAAAGUAUUUGCAUGUUCUUAUUCUCUCCAAAGCAAUUUUUGGACAGAGCUGUUAUUUCUGCUUUGAUUUAGAAUUUCUUUUCUCCAUAUUUUUGAGAAUUAUUUGUUUUGGACGGACCUGCAAGUUGCUUCCUCUAAUUGAGCUCAAAUCCGUGCAGAAAGAAUGAGUUUUGUGGUACCUCUCUAAAUUUCUUCAACACCUUUCUUAAAUCUUGCAAUGUGUCAUCUUCUACCGUUGAUUAGGAGGAAGGCACAUCUUCAAUAAACAUUAGAAUUGCAAGAACUGUAACUGUGAUACUGUCACAGAGUGAGAGGAUGAGAGAAGUGGAAGAGAAUGUGAUACUCUUGAAUAUCAAGUUUUCUUUUAGAAUAAAAUGGAGCAUGACUGCUAAAAAUCUUAGACGGUGUAUAAUCCUGUAAACCAAAUAUAUGCAGUAAGGCCCAAAAUUAACUUCUCCAUGCACAUUUACAAAUAGUCAAGAGACCACAGUUCAAGAUAAAUUUUGCAAUGUUUCAACCUUUGGGGACCCCAACACUCACCUAAAUCUCAGCCAGGCAUGAAGGGGUCCACCAAAGCAUGAUACCCUGUUUUAUCCGAUCGCUUGAAUUGCAGUUCAAGAAAAGGUUUACUGGCAAUAUGAACAGUAAGGA